UUUCUGCAUGAAUGCGUUCCGCAGGGUCUUCAGCUGCUUGUGUGUGUAGUGUGAGAGCGAUUGGUGUCGAGCUGUUGCUGCUCUCGAGCAGGCGAAACGCAAUUCAAAAUCCGCUCCCUUCUCUGUCGAAGUUUCUCUCCUCUCUCUCUCUCCCAACUGGAUUCCACCUCUCAGGUGUAUUCACACUCCUCUCCGCGUUUUUUUCAGUUGCCUGUCCCCUCUAAGACACUCGUCCUUUUUCCGAGUCGCUUUCCUCCCUCCUUCUCUCUUCUCUCCCUCCUUGACAUUCUUCUGUUUCCACUGCCAGCCAGCAUGGCGGACGCGGAGGUCUUCGGCCAAGUGUCGCCUGUUCCCGAGACGGAACUGGAUAUGUUGAAAAUGAUUUUAACGCCUUACGAAGGAAAAAUUGUAGAGCACCUUCCACAAACACAAGCGGCGAUUGUGUGCUUUCCAAACAGAGAAGCGUUGGAAGCCCUGCAGGAAAUUCCAAGUUACCAGACAGUUGAAGUUCCUCGUCCUCAGGAGGAGACGCGCGAGCCUCAACCUGCAGCUGAGGAAGAACUGCCUCUCAGAGGAGAAGAAGGAGAAAGAGAAGAAGAAGGAGAAAGAGAAGAAGAAGGAGAAGAAGAAGAGAGGGAAGAGACGAAUGCCCAAGAGCAGAGAGAGGAAGACGCAAGCCACACGGAGCAGGGCAUGGAGUCGCGCGCAGUGAAGGCAACGGAGAACGUCGUUCGAACCCCCAGAGAGACCGUUCCAGAAAAAGCGGCGCCUGCACUGGAGCCGCCGCCUUCUCACGCAGUCGCGGUCGACGCCCCUGUGGUCGGGGGAGGAAAGAGAAAGCCUCUGCCUUCCAACGAUGUUUUCUACCUUUUUGCCGACGAGAACGUCGCUGUGCCGACCUGGUGUGUCUUUCUCCUCGCCUACUCCGUCCUCGCGGUCUUCGGCGUCUGCUGAACUUCUUCGCCACUGCAACGUCCUCCUCACCUGCUCGGUCGAACUGCCUUUCGGGGGACGCAUGCGUGUAGACAUGUGUGUAUGUAUGCAUAUCUAUAUCUAUCUAUAUCUACUUAUAUAUAUCUUUAUAUAUAUAUAUAUAUUGUGUAUAAAUGCAUGUAUGCAUGCAUGUUUGCGGCAUACUCUAUGUACAUGCUUUUUUCGUCACAUACGUUGCAACGAAUUAUAUAGAUAUAGAUGUAAGUAUGCAUAGGUACGUCCUUU
Messenger RNA from Toxoplasma gondii ME49, 1218 nucleotides. RefSeq lists its product as hypothetical. Bases 313 to 954 code for a protein of 213 amino acids. The transcript is spliced from 6 exons. The record is from RefSeq and is a predicted model, not a curated record. NCBI's taxonomy places the organism in Eukaryota, Apicomplexa, Conoidasida, Eucoccidiorida, Sarcocystidae.